AUUGGAACGUUGCCCAACGUGCUAGUCGCACUUUAGCCAGUUCCUAAGCGUCGUUGCAGUAAAAUGAUUCAGUGUUUUAACCGUAAUUCUUAAUAAUUUCAUAACCAAUAUAAAUUAUAAAUAUUCCAUCAGUUUAUACAAAUGCGAAAACAGCAGCGGUGUCAAUUGUAGUGUUACGUAAAAGUAUAGUGUUGAAAUUCGAAAUAGAUUCUUUUAUUAGACAUCUUACGUUGACCCCGAUGAAAAGACAGAGUUUCUCGAUGCGACUAUAACAAAAGGGGCGGGGCAGUUCAAGUUAUGAAAGAUAUCGAUAAAUCACUGGAUAGUACUAAAAUUAUUACUAAAAAAGCGUCGUCACAAACACAGACGCCAGGAAAAUUAGUAUCGAAAUCACCAGAUAGAAGUAAACAACAAGAGCAAUUAAAGAUGGAAGACGAUAUCGACAGAGAAUCUAUGUCGUUACGAAAAAGAAGGAACUUGUCUAAAAAUAGAGGACAGGCAAUGAGACAACGAGAGAAAACUCCAGAGCCAAGUCGCACCCAAAUCCCUCAUGAAGAUACUCCAACAUCUGAAGACGAAGAUAAUAAUCCACAAAACCCGAGAGAAAUAGAAGCUGAUAAAACAUAUGAAGAAAUGAGGCGUUUAGUUCAGGAAAAAGCUAAUUUAAAAGAUCCCGUGUAUGAUUUAGAUAGGGAUGAAGUUUUAGAAGCUCGAGCAAUGGCAGCUAAUGAGAGACGACGAAGGAGUAUAUCACCUUUUGCUGUCCCAGAUAAGGAAGAAUUAUCAACACUAGAGCGUAAGGGAAGCUUUAUUGAUCCAACGAAUAAGCUUUUAACCACUAAUUACACUUUGGGACCCAAAGAUGACGAGUCGACUAGACUCACUAUAGACGCUGCAAGGUUAGAAAAUAGAGGAUCGCUAUCUCCACCUACAACUGCAAGUUCAUCGCCACGUGAGAAAAAUUUUCCAUACCCGAUGCCUAUAGCUCCAAAGAAGUUAGAAGAAUUAGUCUACCCCGAUGAGGUCAAUGAAAUUAAAUCACAAGAAAAAAGCACUAAAUCUAAAGUAUCACCAAAAAAAGAUGAAUUUAAAAACGAGGAAGAAAUGAUUUCGCAAACCCAAAAAACUAAACCAACUAAGCCUGAAGCUGUUCCAUCCAGCGGUGAAUUAGUAACUAGAGUUAUACAAGUAGAAAGAACUCCAAGUAAAAAAUUGACACAAGAUCAAAAACCAGCCGUAGAAAUAAGGGAAAGAGUAGUGAGAACACCGAGCAAAAAAUUAACCGCAGAUCAGAAGCCAACUGUUGUAAAGCAAAUUCCUACUAAACCAACGAGAGAAGAAACAAAAAGUAAAAUUCCGCCUGUAAAACCAGCAAGGAGCAAAUCCGCAUCAAGAUUCGGGAGCAAAACGAGUGAAAGCGAAAUGAGUGAAGAUCAACUAUACCAAGAUAAAUAUUCUGACAAUAUCACUAAGCGGAAAGUCACACCGACACCUCGUCGUUUUAUGAAAUCUCCCAGAGCGAAUCGUUCACAAUCCGUUUAUAGAACGGUGGACAAUAACAGAAAUACUAUAGAUAAAACUAGUACAGGAGUUAGCCAAACAAGCUUAGAAAUCAUAGAAUUAAUGCAGAAGGCAAGAGCUCGAAGUUUGUCAAUACCAAAAGAUGACCCGAGACUUCCAACUGAGUAUAAAAAGCAUAAUGAUAGAGUUUUAAAAACACCUAAUAAGACUCCAACAAAUUUACGACACACAAGAGGUAUUUCUUGUCCAAAAACUAUCCAAAUAAUAAGCGAUAGAGAAAUUUUAUCUGGGAUUACUACAGUGAAAAAACCCGAUUUAAUACAAGGAAAUAGAAGUAGACACAGCAGUUCUGGAUAUGUUGACGCAAGUCAGUCUGAGUAUACGUCAAGUUGCUAUUCAUCCUCACCGAGUGAAAACGAAUAUGAAUUUGAUUUAUCCGAAAGAACAGCGGAACUGACACGUAAACUAAAUCUUUUGAGCGAAAAAGUUGACAAAAAGGAUCCCACGGGAAACAUUACUCUCAUGCAUACCGGUAACAUAUUGGAGAGUAAUGGUAAAAAUGUUAAAGAACAAAAAUCUAUUUUGAGGAAAAGAAGUGUAAAUACCUUUAGCGAAGAACCUAUUAUAUUAUUUAAGCACGAACCCAAUAUAGAUGAAAAACUUAACAUCUUCAAUAAGACAACAAAAAGUAGAUGGAAACAUUUAGCUCGUUGGCAGCAGUUUCGAGAAGAACAAAAGGAUGUAUGUGAAAAAAUCAGAUUACUAAGGAACCGGUGUAUUUGUGAAUUGAUCCUUUUAGUAAUAAUUUGUGGGUUUGGGGGUAUGAUGUUCAAAAUGCUGGAGGGCUCUUUUGAAAAUGCGUUCAAAUGUGGCAGCAGGAGUGUUAAAAGAGAUUUUAUUGAAAGUCUUUGGCGUGGUAGUCAUUAUUUACGUGAAGAAGAUUGGAAAUCAAUGGCAAGAAAUAAGCUAUUUGAAUUUGAAAAUCAAUUACACACUGCACACGAAGCAGGCGUGUCAUCGUACAGCGGGCAGAGGUCUUGGAAUUUCAUGAACUCAUUUGUAUAUUGCCUGACGUUAAUUACAACUAUUGGUUACGGUCACAUAGCUCCAAAGACGACGUAUGGACGAGUGGCUACUAUAGUUUAUGCUAUAAUUGGUAUUCCGCUAUUUUUGAUUGUACUUGCUGACUUCGGUAAAUUAUUUACGAGGAUUAUCAAGUUCUUCUGGGCAUUCAUUAGAAGAUUUUACUAUACCAGAAGCUGCAGGAAAGUUCGAAGAACUGUCCCGAUGCAGGAAGUAAUAAAAGGCCUAAACAUCGUAUACGACGUAGUACGUCGACCUUCACAAAUAUUUUCUGAAGAGGAUAUAAACGAGCUACCAGAAGACAACAAGCCACCACCGAUUGAAAGAAGAGACAGCGAUGUACCUCCUCCUUUACCACCAAAGCCUGGAACUCUACGACCUGACCCAGAAAACGCAACAGAUCCAGAUACACCAGCGCCAUCUGUAUUCGAAAUAGACGACGAAUUCAAUCUGCCGAUAUCAGUAGCUAUAACAAUUUUAGCUAUUUAUAUUAUAAUUGGAGCUUUCACGUUUAAUCUUUGGGAGAAAUGGGAUUUCUUCGAAUCAUUCUAUUUCGUUUUCAUAUCGAUGUCGACUAUUGGUCUCGGUGAUUUGGUACCCGAUCAUCCGAUGUUCAUGAUGGCUUCGAUUUUGUAUUUAAUAUUCGGAUUAGCUUUAACAUCUAUGUGUAUUAACGUAGUACAAGUUAAACUAUCUGAUACGUUUAAACAAGCGAGUGCUAAAUUAGGUGCAACUAUUGGUUUGAAGGUAGCUGAAGAAGAUGGUAGCCUAGUACCAAUAACUCCACCUCCAGUAGAAAUAGCACCAGUACAUAAGCCUAGAGAAUCAAUCAUAGAAACUAAAAUAAACGAUACUAAUGACGUUGACAGUAAAAAUAGAUAAAACCAUACACUUUUUUAAGAGCUGAAUUUUAGGUGCUAAAAGAUAUUUUUGUUAAAAGUGAUAUUGUUAUUAACGGUAGUGUUGAAUUUUAUAUUAAGUGCUUUUGCAGUGUGUUAAAAUAAGCAGAUAUUUCUUACAUUGCAAUUUGAUAUCAUAUUAUCAAAGGAUAUAUCAAACUA
Molecule: messenger RNA, 3665 nt
Organism: Papilio polytes (common Mormon)
Lineage: Eukaryota; Metazoa; Arthropoda; Insecta; Lepidoptera; Papilionidae
Exons: 5
Coding region: 298-3486 (1062 amino acids)
Biological process (GO): potassium ion transmembrane transport; stabilization of membrane potential
Cellular component (GO): membrane
Molecular function (GO): potassium ion leak channel activity
Source: RefSeq, a predicted model, not a curated record